AUGGCGAACCUCGCCGCUUUAAUACCCGUGCCUCGGGCUGCCCGCCUUUCGGUCACCUCCGACAUGCGGGCAAGCAUUAAUCUUAAUUGUCCCAUGCUUAUCUCACAAAACCGGUAUUUCAAGAUGACCUAUUUCCUAAAGAGGAAAGGGACCAGCCCAAAAGGUGCACGCCGAGUGCAGCCUGGAACAGAAAAUAACGGAGCUUGUAUCCAGAGUAUCACUCAUCCUGGCGCUGGCAAGCACUUCAUUAUGAAUGCUCGUUUGAAGCGUUUGAAUGCCGAGACCAUGGACCCGGUCAGUGGAAGCCUCUCCAUCAUCGGAAUUCAUCCUUGGGGUCUUCAUUUCCAUCGUUGUGAUAGACCUGGACAUCUGAUCUACUUAAGGACCAUGUCUUCUGAUACUCCUGUGGACGAGGGACGUGGAAGCCCAUCCGAAAGGUCAGACUCACCACCCUCUCAGCUAGUCUUCCUUCCACCCCCCAAUAGCGUGCCUUCCUCCGUGAGAUGGGAUAAGCAUCCUACUUUCGAACCGGUUGUUGAUCCGUUUUUCAACCUUGUGGCUCGUCGAGAGGACGGCAGACCCCGUCUCUUCCCUCCGUUUUCGGGGUGGAAUGAUGACGAACCUAGAACUUGCGGUGACCCCUAUUGCAAACACGAUGUCGUUGUCCGUGAGUAUGCACUUGACAAGCACGAGACAUGCGAGUCCUGCGGUCUGGUUCCGGCGUUCGGCUGGUUCUAUCGCUGUGGUGUAGACAUCACCGGCUUCUCUCACCGCAUGGGUCCAGGCCAAACCCCGGUUCUCAGUCCUUGGAUAUCCGACGCUAUCACGGCUGGUCAUUACACAGGAAUACAGAAGAAUAUUCUAAUGUGGCAGAAAACCAGAGUCCUGCAGACAGUUGCCGCGGAACACACCGAACACCUUGUUGCUUUCCCUGUAACAGAAGUCAUCUAUGGCAUAGGGGAUGACGAUGACGACGAAAAUCCUCACGUGGAUUUCGUUGAAGACGUCUCUCAUGCAGAUUCAGACCAGUUUGCCGAAGACCGCCCCCUGAUCCAAUCGUCAGUCUAUCCUCCUUGCAGCCAUCGCGCAUGCCAUAACUGUGCACCUUAUCUCCAAGAAAGAGCCUGGCUCAGCAUUGACGAGGUAUGCAGAGACACGACUGUCAGAGCUCCCAGCCAGUGGGAUUUGCGUGACCGCAGUAUCUCCGAUGCAAACGUUGUCAGGAACUUGGGACUCCGACGUUUCUCACCAUCACGUCCCGGAGCUGAACCAAGCACAUCGCUCACUGAGGACAGUAAAACACCAUCGGCUCUGUUGAAGAAGCUUGUGGAUAAAGCAUCCAAGAGUUCCGGUUCGUCUAAACCUACCAAACCGACCACCAAUGUUCUUCCGGCACUUACUGCCCAAAUUGCUGGGUCCGUUGCUGGGUGUUUUACCAGCGCUCCUCCUACCGCAUCAAGUCUUGCUCGGCCUAUCGAAUCAUUCGCUGCUCCAUCUACUCAGCCGUCUGCUGCACCACUCACCGCGCCCCCUCCGCCUCUUCAUCUUGAAAUUCCCGAGUGGCUCAUGGCAGGUGCCAGUUCUUCUACCUCACGCUCCACAAACUCAGACACUAGGAACUCGCAAGCAAGGUCAUCGCAGGCAGGGUCGUCGCGAGCAGGUCCGUCUGGAACGUCUCGACGGACCCCUGCUAUCUCACCGCAGUCAGUGAGUGCCCAAGGCGCGUGGCACAGUAUUAACAAACAUCCUCGCCGCCCGAAUCUCAGUGUUGGUCGCCCGCGUACGAUCGUUAGAGUGCCGGCAACCGUGAAUGAAGAAUAUGAGCAAGAUUAUUGGUCUGGAGGAGAUCAUGAAGAUGAUGAUGAUUACGACGAGGAGGACGAGGACGAUGAGUCGGGUGGUUGUCUCCUCGAUCUCGCUUCCCGUGCAGAGGAGGACAGGGAACACCGUUCCUGA
Aspergillus niger is the source of this 1956-nucleotide messenger RNA. RefSeq lists its product as uncharacterized. The record is from RefSeq and is a predicted model, not a curated record. The transcript has 4 exons. The coding region runs from base 1 to 1956 and encodes 651 amino acids. Lineage: Eukaryota; Fungi; Ascomycota; Eurotiomycetes; Eurotiales; Aspergillaceae.